UCACUUAUGUAGAAACACAAAACACACUUCACUCCUUAUCCCAUCUUCAAUGGCUUCCCUUCUGCAAAUCCUCCAUUUCCUAUCCAUAACUUGCCUUCUCUUCUGUGGUGUUGCUACAUCAAAUCAAAUUCCCAAGCCUUAUGUCGUUUACAUGGGAAGUUCAUCAUCAAAUAAUGAUGAACAUAUUCAAGCUGCAGAGUCAGCUCAUUUGCAAUUAUUGUCCUCCAUUAUUCCAAGUGAAGAGAGUGGGAGAAUAUCAUUAAUCCACCAUUAUAAUCAUGCUUUCAAAGGGUUCUGUGCCAUGCUUACAGAGACUGAAGCUUCUAUAUUAUCUGGCCAAAGUAAUAUAGUAUCAGUCUUCUCUGAUUCUUUUCUUGAACUCCACACAACACGUUCCUGGGAUUUCUUGGCAGCAGAGUCAGGCGUACGAGCAAGCCAAAGAUAUAAUAAGCAUGUACCUAGUGAUGUUAUAAUUGGGAUGGUAGACACAGGGAUAUGGCCGGAGUCUCCAAGUUUCAAUGAUAAGGGGAUUGGAAAAAUUCCUGCAAGAUGGAAAGGAGUUUGCAUGGAGGGACCUGAGUUCAAGAAAUCCAAUUGUAAUAGGAAGUUAAUAGGAGCAAGAUACUACAACAUUCCACUGGCAUCCAAUGAAAACAAGGCCAGUCCAACUAAAGCCACUGGCUCACCGAGGGAUUUUGAAGGCCAUGGGACUCAUACUGCAUCUACAGCAGCUGGUGCCUCAGUUGUCAACGCUAGUUAUUAUGGCUUAGCACGAGGCACUGCAAGGGGCGGCUCUCCUUCAGUUAGGAUUGCAGGCUACAAGGCAUGCUCAGAAGAAGGAUGCAUGAGUUCUACCAUAUUGAAGGCCAUUGAUGAUGCAAUUAAAGAUGGAGUAGACAUAAUAUCAAUUUCCAUUGGGAUGAACUCAUUAUUUCAAUCUGAUUACUUAACUGACCCCAUAGCCAUUGGUGCAUUUCAUGCAGAGCAAAUGGGGGUCCUGGUUGUUUGUUCUGCAGGGAACGAAGGUCCUGAUCCUUACACCAUUGUUAAUACGGCUCCAUGGAUCUUUACUGUUGCAGCUUCUAAUAUUGAUAGGGAUUUUAAGUCUACUGUGCUUCUUGGAAAUGGGAAAACUUAUCAAGGAUCUGCCAUUAGCCUCUCAAACCUCACCUAUGCGAAGACAUAUCCACUUGUUUUUGGAAAAGAUGUUGCUGGUAGUUAUGUCCCUAUGUAUGAAGCAAGAAAUUGUCGUCCAGGAUCUUUAGAUCCAAAGAAAACCGCAGGCAAGAUUGUUGUUUGCGUUGACGAUGACCCAACUAUUUCAAGGCGAAUCAAGAAACUAGUGGUAGAAGAUGCAAAAGCCAUAGGGAUGAUUUUGAUCAGUGAGAUUCAGAGAGGUGUAUCAUUUGAUUCAGGCACUUUCCCAUUUACAGAAGUUGGCAAUGUUGAAGGAUUACAGAUUCUUAAAUACAUUAAUUCUACCAAGAAUCCAAGAGCAACAAUCCUUCCAACAAUAGAAGUUCCAAGAUCUAAACCUGCACCUGUUGUUGCAUAUUUUUCAGCCAGAGGUCCUUCACCCCUUACGGAAAACAUCUUAAAGCCUGAUAUAAUGGCUCCAGGAGUGGCCAUUUUAGCUGCCACAAUUCCAGAAAGAGAACCUGGGAAUGUUCCAAUAGGUAUGAAGCCAUCCGAAUUUGGCAUAAAAUCUGGAACAUCAAUGGCUUGCCCACAUGUAACAGGCGCAGCUUCACUGGUUAUGUCAGUGCAUCCUGGAUGGACUCCUUCCAUGAUCAAAUCAGCACUUAUGACAACAGCAAGCUUGUAUAAUAAUAUGAGGAAACCUUUGACAAACAAUUCAAAUAAAUCAGCAAAUCCACAUGAGAUGGGGGUUGGAGAAUUAAGUCCACUCAAAGCUCUCAAUCCAGGAUUGGUCUUUGAGACCACAACACAAGAUUAUCUUCAAUUCCUUUGUCAUUUUGGUUAUUCACAGAAGAUAAUAAGAUCUAUGUCAAACACUAACUUCAACUGUCCAAAGAACUCCACUGAGGAACUCAUCUCAAAUAUCAACUACCCAUCUAUCUCUAUAGGUAUACUUAGUAGACAUCAUCAAACUGCCAAAACAAUACAAAGAACUGUGUCCAAUGUGGGACUCUCAAAUACCACAUACAUUGCUAAGGUGCAUGCUCCUAUGGGAUUAGUGGUCCAGGUGUUUCCUAGGAAGCUUGUGUUUUUCAAGGGUGUGACAAGGUUGUCUUACAAAAUCUCAUUCUUUGGCAAGGAAGCUCCUGGUGGUUACAACACUGGGUCUAUUACAUGGCGUGAUGGUCGACAUUCUGUCCAGACAAUGUUCACAGUGAAUGUUAAAUAAUUAGCAAGUACUACUUAAAGAAAAUAAAAUUUUGAAAAA
Molecule: messenger RNA, 2407 nt
Organism: Quercus lobata
Lineage: Eukaryota; Viridiplantae; Streptophyta; Magnoliopsida; Fagales; Fagaceae
Product: CO(2)-response secreted protease-like
Exons: 11
Coding region: 50-2368 (772 amino acids)
Biological process (GO): proteolysis
Molecular function (GO): serine-type endopeptidase activity
Source: RefSeq, a predicted model, not a curated record